Messenger RNA from Anarrhichthys ocellatus (wolf-eel), 1840 nucleotides. RefSeq names its product isocitrate dehydrogenase (NADP(+)) 2 (gene idh2). Gene Ontology annotation, biological process: NADP+ metabolic process; isocitrate metabolic process. The record is from RefSeq and is a predicted model, not a curated record. The transcript is spliced from 11 exons. Gene Ontology annotation, molecular function: magnesium ion binding; NAD binding; isocitrate dehydrogenase (NADP+) activity. Gene Ontology annotation, cellular component: mitochondrion. Lineage: Eukaryota; Metazoa; Chordata; Actinopteri; Perciformes; Anarhichadidae. The coding region runs from base 149 to 1504 and encodes 451 amino acids.
GUAACAAGCGUGUCCCGCCGGCGAGGUGAAGAAGGGCGGCGCUGCCUCUGCUCACUAUAUUGCAGAGAGACUCAAAUCGUUUUGCCCUCUCUUCUCCUCUGACUUUCGUCGAGUGUGAACCUAAAAAGUGAAUCAAGCCAGGGGAAACAUGGCUGGAUAUUUGAAAGUCCUCAGCUCUCUUUCGAGGUCUGCCGCUGCCUUCUCCAGAAACCCCGCGGUGCUUGCGCCGGCUUCAAAUUGCCAGACCUUGCAACAAAGAAACUAUGCCGACAAACGCAUCAAAGUGGCCCAGCCGGUGGUGGAGAUGGACGGAGAUGAGAUGACCAGGAUCAUCUGGGAGUUCAUCAAAGAGAAGCUCAUCCUGAACAAUGUGGAUGUUGAGCUGAAGUAUUAUGACCUGGGUCUGCCGUAUCGUGACCAGACUGAUGACCAGGUCACUAUUGACUCUGCCCUCGCCACUUUGAAGUACAACGUGGCGGUUAAAUGUGCCACCAUCACACCCGACGAAGAGAGAGUGGAAGAGUUCAGCCUGAAGAAGAUGUGGAAGAGCCCCAACGGUACCAUCAGAAACAUCCUGGGCGGCACCGUCUUCCGUGAGCCAAUCAUCUGCAAGAACAUUCCCAAGCUUGUUGGAGGCUGGACGCAACCCAUCACCAUCGGCAGACACGCCUUCGGCGAUCAGUACAGAGCAACAGACUUUGUUGUGGACCAGCCCGGAAAAUUCAAGAUGAUCUUCUCACCCGCUGAUGGUAGUGCAGGAAAGGAGUGGGAGGUCUAUGACUUUCCUGCCGGUGGCUGUGGAAUGGGCAUGUACAACACCGACGAGUCUAUCACAGGCUUUGCCCACAGCUGCUUCCAGUACGCUAUUGGCAAGAAGUGGCCCCUGUACUUGAGCACAAAGAACACCAUUCUUAAAGCCUACGAUGGCCGAUUUAAAGACAUCUUCCAGGAGAUCUUUGAAAAGAACUACAAGCCUGAGUUUGACAAGCUGAAGAUCUGGUAUGAGCACAGGCUCAUUGAUGAUAUGGUCGCCCAAGUGCUCAAGUCUUCUGGAGCCUUUGUGUGGGCUUGCAAGAACUACGACGGAGACGUUCAGUCCGAUAUCCUCGCACAGGGCUUUGGCUCUCUCGGAUUGAUGACGUCAGUUCUCGUGUGCCCCGACGGCAAGACCAUCGAGGCUGAAGCCGCCCACGGCACUGUGACCAGGCACUACCGCGAGCACCAGAAGGGAAGGCCGACCAGCACCAACCCCAUUGCCAGUAUUUUUGCCUGGACGAGAGGCCUGGAGCAUCGUGGCAAACUUGACGGCAACCCAGACCUCAUCAAGUUCUCCCAGACUCUGGAGAGGGUGUGUGUCGAGACUGUUGAGAGCGGUACGAUGACCAAGGACCUCGCUGGCUGCAUCCACGGCCUGUCCAAUGUCAAGCUGAACGAGCACUACGUCAAUACCACAGACUUCCUCGACACCAUCAAGACAAAUCUGGAUAAAGCCCUCGGCAAGUAAAAGACUUGAAAGAAUAUAGUUAGCCCGGAGAUGGAAAUGUCACUCAUCUGUUUUUGUACCUCAUUUUUAACUUAAAAGGUCAAUAAAUUCACUUGUAUUCUGUCUGAAGGAGAAAAUAAAGUACUGUAAUAGGAUUAUGUAUUGUUCAAUUAGGUUAUUAUUAAAUAGUUAAGAGCUGUGCUUCCACCUGAUGUCUCCCCAUACCUGUCCCAAUAUUUGCAAGGUUUUAUUUUUGUAAUGUGAAGUACUGUAAUAAUAAGUCAAUACUGUGUAAUGCCUUGGGCAGGACUGAAGCAUCUGUCAAACAUGUUUGCCAAUAAAUACUCUUUGACCCAC